Molecule: messenger RNA, 612 nt
Organism: Chiloscyllium plagiosum (whitespotted bambooshark)
Lineage: Eukaryota; Metazoa; Chordata; Chondrichthyes; Orectolobiformes; Hemiscylliidae
Product: histone H2B 1/2-like
Cellular component (GO): nucleosome
Molecular function (GO): DNA binding; structural constituent of chromatin; protein heterodimerization activity
Source: RefSeq, a predicted model, not a curated record
GUGAGCGGCGCUAUGGCUGAUGAGAAGAAAGCACAGCAAGCCUCCAAGAAAGGCGCGAAGAAAAUCAUCAAGAAGGCGCCAGCGAAGGGCGGCAAGAAGAGGAAGCGGACCAGGAAGGAAAGUUACGCCAUAUAUAUCUACAAAGUGAUGAAGCAGGUUCACCCCGACACCGGCAUCUCCUCCAAGGCCAUGAGCAUCAUGAACUCGUUCGUCAACGAUAUUUUCGAGCGCAUCGCGGGGGAGGCUUCCCGCCUGGCCCAUUACAACAAGCGCAGCACCAUCAGCUCCCGGGAGAUCCAGACCGCCGUGCGGCUGCUGCUGCCCGGGGAGCUGGCCAAGCACGCCGUGUCGGAGGGUACAAAGGCGGUGACCAAGUACACCAGCUCCAAGUGAAGGACGGCAUCGCACUGAAACAAACACAUCCACAACCCAAAGGCUCUUCUAAGAGCCACCCACAAUUUCCCUGAGACAGCUGAACCAUUUCUUUGAGUUUGUUUCAGUUUGCAUGUGAUUCUUGAUAAGGCAUUUUAACUUGUGCCACAUGUUUUUAUGUUAAUAAGUGCUUUGCAAAUUAUUCGGGAGUGGGGUGGAGAGAGCAGAUCAGGCGCCAGU